Messenger RNA from Phasianus colchicus (ring-necked pheasant), 2461 nucleotides. Lineage: Eukaryota; Metazoa; Chordata; Aves; Galliformes; Phasianidae. The record is from RefSeq and is a predicted model, not a curated record.
CAGGGUGUGCAAUAGACAUGCCUCUCUCUUAUCUGCAGGAGCUUUGAGGUUUUCACCAAGGAUUUUGUGUGGUGUCUUGCUAACUGUGGUGUCCCAAAGAACCCCACACACUCUGUGUCUCCCUUGGGAAGCAGGACUUCCACUGCGUGCCAAAGACUGCUACGUGCUCUCAUCCUGUUCCUCUGCUUUGUGAAUUGGAAAUAGGAGGAACGACUCCUUCCCUAUGCUGUACCAUCAAUACAAUAAAGCACUGACCUUGGUCCUCAGUCCUGGCACUGAGUAGUUACCCACCUGCUGUUGGAGCACGGGGUGGAACGGGCUGCAGGCGACGGAGCCUCGACUUACUUGCUGUGUGGGGAUAUCCUCCGGCUGUGAGCAGGAGCAUCUCAGGAGAGCCCGUGGCAAAGCAGCUUGCGAGGAUCUCUGUUUUUUUUGCAAAGCAGUUCUGAGGAAACAAUGGCCAACUUCUACUUAUGGGCAACUUUUGGAUUAUGUUUGCUGAAGCUUUGUCUAACAGAGACACAAUUCAAUGUAAGUUGCAGAUAUGGAGGAGUGUUUCAUGUGGAGAAAAAUGGUCGCUACAGUCUCACAAGAACUGAAGCAAUUGAGCUCUGUAGAGCUCUCAAUAGUACCUUGGCAACACUGGAACAAUUUGAAAGAGCUCAUGAACUUGGAUUUGAAACAUGCAGGUAUGGUUUUAUAGUGGGGCAUAUUGUUAUCCCACGAAUCAAUCCAUAUCAUCUUUGUGCAGCGAAUCAUACAGGCAUUUACAAACUUUCAGCAAACACAACUGGCCGGUAUGAUGCAUACUGUUACAAUGCAACAGAAUCAAGGAGCAAAGCAUGUGAGCCAGUUGAAAGAAUAGAUACUUCUUUCCUCAGCAAUCAGAGUGAAAUAGUUAUUGACAAUGAGGAUGGCUCACGUUAUAAUGCAGAUGGCACACGUCAUAGUGGAGACUCCUCAACCUCAGGUGUGGAUGAUGAAAAUUUAGGUAGUGGAUCAAUACAUGACACAACUCCAGGGGAUACCUCUAUCAGGAGAUCAAGUCCUUCAUAUUAUGGAAGUGUUACUCCUAUCUCACAUAUGCCAGACCAUUCUUCUGGAGGAGGUGAAAAAGACCUUCAUGUGAAAGAAUAUGGUUAUGAAAGUUCUCCUACAUCAACUGUUAUCUUGGCAACAGCUACUGAUUUCCCCACAGAAGAUGAUGUACAGCAUCCUGCAAGUACUAGGUCUACAUCCAAUAUAGAUAGUGAUCAGGGACCAUACACGGGAGACAGUGAACCUACUCCUUUCCCUGGAGAGUCCACAACAACAACUGUAAGAUCACAACCAAGGCCAGCCCAGGUACCAGAAUGGCUGAUCAUCGUUGCUGCUCUCCUGGCACUGGCGUUGAUCCUCGCAGUGUGCAUCGCCGUUAACAGCCGGAGGAGAUGUGGGCAGAAGAAAAAGCUAGUCAUUAAUAAUGGCAAAGGUGCCGUGGAGGACAGGAAGACAAGAGAAUUAAAUGGAGAUGCCAGCAAAUCACAAGAAAUGGUGCACUUGGUUCACAAAGAACAGUCAAAUGACCAAACAGGAGCAUGCGACGAAUUCCUCACCGUUGAUGAAACACAGAAUCAUGAAGAUGAUAUGAAGAGCGGGGUGUAGUGGUACAAAGUCACCAAAUAGAUCAGUGCUGGGGAAGUCAAAAUCACACGGACCUUGGACAGGAAUUCACAGAUGCACUGUGCUACUGAUGUCUUUUGAACACAAUUAAGCUUAAAUUUUCUUCAUUUUUAAUUAUUUUAACAUGAUGUCUGAGUUACAAAAGUGACAUUUGCUUUCUGAAAUAAGCCCCAGGUGUUGCAGUCAGUUCCCAGUUCCUACACAAAGGGCACUUACUGUGUCCUGGGCAUGUGGCAUGUCAUUGUUCCCCAGAUGCAGUGCCUUCGCUGUGCGGAGUUACAGAAGCAUCCAGUUGCUCCAUCUUACAGGCAUUUAAGGUACUAAACUUAUCAUGGUACAACAGUAAGUGAGUAACAGAUGUCAAGAUCCAAAAUAAAAAAGGCUUAAAACAGAAAUGCCUCCUAUACAAUGCCUAACCCAGCAGAAUCCACCAGCAAUGCCUUCCAGCCAGGAAGAGUGGUAGGUGCACUCAAAGUCUGCCAGUAAAAGCAAAAAGUGACAUUUUGUAAUGAUUGAUGACUUGGUCUGUAACAAGAGAAAUCCAGAAGGACAAAGUUUAUUUAUCUCUAUUUUAAAAUGUCUGUGGGCAUACAGCAAGUUUUUUUGGGAGGGGGAACAAAGGGAGGAAAGCAUGAGCUGGUACAUAAUAAACUUCUUCUUUGUUAUCUUAACAAUCUGUACAUAUAUCCUUGAGUUUCUGAGGUGUCUGUUGCUCUUUCCCCUCCCUCCUUCAUGGAUCACAGUUCAUGUAUGUUUUUUAAGGAGUCAGUUGUAAAGUUAAUAAAGCAGUAUGACCCCA